UGAGGGCCGCCCAUGUCAACGGUGCAUCAAGCGUGAAAUUGGCCAUCUCUGCCACGACGAGCGACGAUCAACGCCAAAGGACAAGAAUAGCACUACGCCUCAACUGUCGCAACCGCCACAACCACAGGCUACCACUGUAUCGAACCCACCAAUAGAUGUAGCAAGAGCUGUUCCUGUAGCCCAGUUCAAUGCACCACCACCACCUGUUCCAGGUCUCAAUCCGGCCUGGCCGAGUAUGAACAUGACUCCACAGAACGCCUUCUUGUAUCAGCCAGAGACAUUAGGCAACGAGUUCUCGGUGCUUUCGUGCGUCCUUUCUUAGCUCUCGCAAUGUUCAAUCUCACGUUCGCUUGGACAAGUGAUUUCCUAGAGUCACUGGACGAAGGCUCGUUCUUUGACCAGCCGCCCCCUGGGCCUUCGCUCAUGGACAACUCGCCCUAUGCGAACCCCCUGGCUCUAGCUAUGGACAACUCAUAUCUCACUAACCCUCAGCCAGCAACAGAGCCAGCGCCGCCAGCGCCAGAGAAGCCCCCAGAGGAGCCCGCCCCCGUUGUGCUACCGGCAGCGACAAAGACCGAGCGUUUCUUCCUGACAGCAGCCGAUCAGGCCUCAGGCACACGGAAUGAACGGUUGAACAUGGUCAUUCGCAGUAAAUACGAGGCCGGGCUCCUCAAGCCGUACAACUACGUGAAGGGCUACGCGCGAUUAUCGCGAUGGAUGGACAAGAACGUCUCCCCGGAGUCAAAGCAAAAGAUUCUCCAGCCGCUGUCCAUCCUGAGACCGAAGUUCCGAGCAAUCGCCCAAUCCGAGUCCCUCACAGACAUUGACCUGGUGUUUAUCGAAGAGGCCUUUGAGCGACUGCUUCUAGACUAUGACCGAGUGUUUUCUGCCAUGGCGAUCCCUGCUUGCCUCUGGCGCCGAACAGGAGAGAUAUACAAGGCGAACCGCGAAUUUGCCGAGCUGGUCGGGGUAGACGGAUACAUGCUGCGCGACGGCCGAUUGUGCAUUUACGAACUGAUGGCAGAGGACUCCGCCGUGAAUUACUGGGAGAAAUAUGGCGCGGUCGCGUUCGACACGAACCAGAAAGCGGUGCUCACGACCUGCCAGCUGCGCUAUAAACCCAUGCUCCCGUCUUCAGGCUCCGCAACACCAGCAAACGCCCUCUCGCUCAGCACGUCGAGCAGGACCAGCGACGAGUCGGAGCCGCCCGCCAAGGAGCAAGGCUUCAUCGACUGCUGCUUCUCGUUUACUAUCCGCAGGGACCCGUACGGCAUCCCGACACUGAUCGUAGGCAAUUUCAUCAAGUGUUGAACUAGAGCGUUCUCAACAGUGCACUGAGAUCUGAGUGUUGCUGUGUUCCCACUCGUGGAUACGCCCAUCUGUGUAAUAACUCCCCCUGUUGGCUUACGCUUGGAGGCCCUACUGUGAAUACCAUCUGUGAUAUUGUAAAUACAUGACCAU
This is a messenger RNA of Phanerochaete carnosa HHB-10118-sp, 1461 nucleotides long. RefSeq lists its product as uncharacterized. The record is from RefSeq and is a predicted model, not a curated record. Gene Ontology annotation, molecular function: RNA polymerase II transcription regulatory region sequence-specific DNA binding. Gene Ontology annotation, cellular component: nucleus. The coding region runs from base 331 to 1311 and encodes 326 amino acids. NCBI's taxonomy places the organism in Eukaryota, Fungi, Basidiomycota, Agaricomycetes, Polyporales, Phanerochaetaceae. The transcript is spliced from 8 exons.